Molecule: messenger RNA, 2521 nt
Organism: Schistocerca piceifrons (Central American locust)
Lineage: Eukaryota; Metazoa; Arthropoda; Insecta; Orthoptera; Acrididae
Gene: RtGEF
Product: rho guanine nucleotide exchange factor 7
Exons: 15
Coding region: 559-2388 (609 amino acids)
Molecular function (GO): guanyl-nucleotide exchange factor activity; protein binding
Source: RefSeq, a predicted model, not a curated record
AUCCGUGGUGAAGAAAGACAUGUAUUUUCAAAUAGGAGUUUAAAGCAAGAGAAACAGUUAAAAGUGACUCAGUACUGCUAUCAGCUGCAACAAAUAAACAGCACUAAAAAUUAGAAUACUUCAAAUGAUAGUAUAUCUUAUAUGGAAGGGUGAUGGAAUUGAAAAUGCUGUAAACACUGUGAAAGAAGCAGCUGCAUUGCCACUACCACAAUUUUCCGAUUUAAAUAAGUCAAAUUGGUUAACAUAGUGUGCCAGACUAAGGUGGAAUCCAAAUACAUGUCUUAGCCCAAAUCUGGCACAAAAUUUAAUGUGCCAAAAAGUUGAAUGAAAGUUCAUACUGCACUGAAGAGUGAAAGUUUCAGUUUGGACAGUGGUGGCUGUUUGUAAGACAUUUCUCUGUAGUAUUCAGCCCCAUGGAUGCUAGUUUGACAAGAUAUGUGGAAGAAUUUCUGUGGAGACUGAAAAAUGAUGAGGAAUAAUAUUUUUGUGACAGGAGUCAACACAGUUUUUGUCUGAGGUGAUCCAUGUUCCACUGGGAUGUUGUGAAUUUCAUCCACCAUGACCUCAGACAGCAGUGUGUGUUUGGUGCAGGCUGUCUACUCUUUCAAAGGCAAGAACAAUGAUGAGCUUUGCUUCAAGAAAGGGGACAUUAUAACAGUCACCCAGAGAGAGGAAGGAGGAUGGUGGGAAGGAACACUAGGGGAGAAGACUGGCUGGUUUCCUUCCAAUUAUGUGAAGGAGUACACUCCCUUAGGCACAUUAUUCACUGUUACAGAGAGUGGUGCUUCAGGAACUACGAAGAUCUCACCAGUGAAACUCCCUCCUGAUAUUGCAGCGCAGCAGAAAGCAUACAGAAAUCUGGUUUUGAAGGACCUUAUUGAAUCUGAGAAAGCCCAUGUAGCAGAGCUGCAGACUUUGUUGAAAAACUUCCUCAGUCCCCUGGAGAAGUCGGACAUACUCUCCAGGGAUGAAUAUCGCCAGUUAGUCAGCAACAUAGUUACUGUUGUUGAAACACAUCAGCAGCUUCUGGCAGCGUUGGAGGAAUGCAGUCAGCGUCCACCACAGGAGCAACGCGUGGGAAAAAUUUUCCUCACAUCUGCACCUAGACUGAAACAAGUACAUCAUGUUUAUUGCUCCUCUCAUCCGAGGGCUGUGUGCAUCCUUGACAAAUACAGGGACCAGUUAAAUUCAUUCAUGGAGUCUCAUGGUGCAGUAAGUCCCGGUAUUCUUGUCUUGACAACAGGCUUGAGCAAACCAUUUAGACGUCUUGAGAAGUAUUCCGGUAUGUUACAAGAACUGGAACGACAUGUGGAAGAAAGUCAUCCUGACAGAGGGGAUACACAGCGUUCUGUUAGUGUGUACAAAGAUAUAGCAUCCUUCAUAUCUACAACUCGACGUCAGAAGGAGUUGGAACUGGAAGUAUUAACUGGAGGUGUGAGAGGUUGGGAAGGUGAAAAUCUGUCAUGUUUGGGAGAAAUCCUUCAUAUGGGAUCUGUUGCGAUACUGCCUGAUCAUCGGGAUCGCUACUUGGUGUUAUUUCCGUCAACACUUCUGAUGCUUAGUGUUAGUCAGCGAAUGAGUGCCUUCAUAUAUGAGGGAAAACUGCCAUUGACUGGGAUAAAUGUUAAUAAACUUGAUGAUACAGAUACAUAUAAAAAUGCUUUUGAAAUUUCAGGUCCAAUGAUUGAGCGAAUAGUAGCUGUUUGUCAGACAAGAGAUGAUCAGACACAAUGGGUGGAUCAUUUAAAGCAACAGAUUCGGAAAGUUACAAAAUCAUCGGUUUCAUCACCACCUCCAACAUCACCACCUCCCAGCAAGCCACAACCAUUACCACCUCCCCAUAAGAGUGCUCUGACAGGUCCGUUAUCGCCAAGAGUCAGCACACCACAAACAAACGCAAAGCUGGUGUUCCGCCCAGCUAACAGCAAGGGAUGGAGCAUGUCUUGUCUUCGGCCUUCCCCUCCCAUUCGUCCAUGUUUAGGUCUUGGUCGUGAUGACAGCAGCAAGAAGCCUGCUCACAACACCAGAAAACACAGUGAGAAGACUUUUGAGGAGGAUGCAUUAAUACUUCGAGUGAUUGAGGCAUAUUGUAUGAGUGCAAAAACACGUUACACUGUAAAUUCAGCAGCAUUAAUGGAUAAUCCACAACUGCUGAUUGCAGAAGAAGAAAAAAUUAUAAUUGAAGAAACAGAAGGAAACCAGACAAUUGUGGAGGAAAAGAGCUUGGUUGACACUGUUUACGCCCUUAAAGAUCAGGUGAAAGAUCUUCAGGCUGAUAUUGCUAGAAUUUCGGCAAGACUUGAAGAGGAAUCCAAAGCUAGAGCUACCUUUCAAAAAUUAGUAUGUUCCAACUUGCUGUCUGCUGGUUUGAAGUGGGAAGAAAGCUGACUUUUUCUUACUUAAUGGACUUCUUGCAGAGAUAUGCAGUUUGUGUUUAUGUGUGCAAAUUUUUAUGAAUGAAUACCCAGUGAUUUGUAUUUUGUAUUAUCAUUUUCAAUAAACAAGACUAUAAAAAGAGAGA